AUGGAACUGAAACCGUUACUAAGGCGGGUGGGCUCGAUAGUCCGUGCCAUCCUGACAUUCCUCUUUGCCCUGGUGGUGCUGGGGGUGAUGGUGUGGGCCUAUGUUCAGGGCUUCCAGCUGGCCACCUCCCCAUACGGCAUCAUCUCUUUUGGGUUCUAUGGCCUCCUGCUGGGGCUCCACGUCCUGGUCCAGAGCUUUUUCGCCUUCGUGGAGCACUGCCGCAUGAGGGCCCGAAGCAAGGCCUGCACAUUCACCAAGACCAUCGGUUUCACUAUCUCAGCCUACCAGGAGGACCCAGAAUACCUGCGUGAGUGCCUCAACUCCAUUCGGGCCCUCAAAUACCCUCCAGAGCUGCUGCGGAUCAUCAUGGUGGUGGAUGGGAACUCAGAGGACGACCUCUACAUGCUGGAGAUGUUCAGGGAGGUGUUUGCAGACCAGGACCCUGGCUGUUACGUGUGGAGGAAUAACUACCACACAUGGGACCCCACCCAGACCCAGGAGGGGGGCAUCCCUGGGGUGAUAGGCCCUGCCGGGGAUGCUAGUUAUGGGCUGGGAGAGGACCCCCAGAGGAGGGAGGUGGAGGAUCUGAUCAACAGCAGGAGGUGUGUGUGCAUCAUGCAGAAGUGGGGUGGAAAGAGGGAGGUGAUGUACACAGCUUUCAAGGCACUGGGACUGUCGGUGGACUACAUACAGGUGUGUGACUCUGACACCAAGCUAGACCCCCUGGCUACGGUGGAGCUGUGUAAGGUUCUGGAAAGUAACCAGAAGUACGGGGCGGUGGGAGGAGACGUGAUGAUCCUCAAUCUCAAGGAAUCCUACAUCAGCUUCAUGAGCAGCCUGCGCUACUGGAUGGCGUUUAACAUCGAGAGGUCCUGCCAGUCCUUCUUCAACUGUGUCUCCUGCAUCAGUGGCCCCCUGGGUUUGUACAGGAAUGACCUCCUCCAGCAGUUCUUAGAGUCCUGGUACAACCAGAAGUUCCUGGGGACUCACUGUACAUUUGGGGAUGACAGACAUCUCACCAACCGCAUGCUCAGCAUGGGCUAUGCCACCAAAUACACGGCCCGCUCCAAGUGUUACACGGAGACGCCAGGCCAGUUCCUCCGGUGGCUCAACCAGCAGACGCGCUGGACCAAAUCUUACUUUCGCGAGUGGCUCUACAAUGCCAUGUGGUGGCACAAGCACCACCUGUGGAUGACCUACGAGUCCAUCGUCUCUGGUGUCUUCCCCUUCUUCGUCACGGCCACCAUCAUCCAGCUGUUCUGGACAGGCACCCUGUGGGACAUCCUCUGGGUCCUCUGCUGCAUCCAGCUCAUCGGCCUGAUCAAAGCAGCCUAUGCCUGCAUCCUGCGCCGUGACCUGGUCAUGGUGUUCAUGUCUCUCUACUCUGCCCUCUACAUGACCAGCCUGCUGCCCGCCAAGUACUUUGCCAUCAUCACUAUGAACAAGAGCAGCUGGGGCACGUCAGGCCGCCGCAAGAUGGUUGGGAACUACAUCCCCCUGCUGCCUCUGUCGGUGUGGGCGGCCAUCUUGCUGGGCGGGUCCUGCUACACCAUCUACAAAGAGAGCCAGAAGGGCUGGUUCACGCCGGCUAAGGUCCUAGAGACCAGGUUUCUGAUCUACGGCUGUGUGGCGUACGUCUGCUACUGGUUCCUCAUGAUCUUCCUCUACUGGGUGUGGUUCCGCAGGCUGUGUAGGAAACGCUCCCAAAGUUAUGACGUAAGCGUAUAG
Molecule: messenger RNA, 1728 nt
Organism: Oncorhynchus gorbuscha (pink salmon)
Lineage: Eukaryota; Metazoa; Chordata; Actinopteri; Salmoniformes; Salmonidae
Product: hyaluronan synthase 1-like
Exons: 4
Coding region: 1-1728 (575 amino acids)
Biological process (GO): extracellular matrix assembly; hyaluronan biosynthetic process
Molecular function (GO): hyaluronan synthase activity
Source: RefSeq, a predicted model, not a curated record